CCGUGUUCAAGUUCCAGCGCUCCAUCCGAAAUCCAAAUCUAGGGUUAGGGAUGAGGGAUCGAGUGAGGAACCACCAAAAUCCCAGCUUCCGGUGCGUGCCGGCGGCGGCGGAUUCGUAGCAGCACUGCUCCGGAUCGGCAGCCACCACUAAGCUCCGGCCGCCGCAAUGGGGGCCUCGAGGGCAGCACCUCUGCGGGGGAAGCUCGGCAGCCUGCAGCUCUCCGAGGCCGAGAAGAAGGGGGUCAGGAUCACCGGCAAGCAGCAGCAGCAGCAGCCAUGCCCCUCCCCGCAGGCGAGCGGCGGCAAGAUCCAGGCGGUGGGCAAGCUGCUCUCGGAGAAGCCGGCCAUAGCGCAGCAUGUGGGGACGUCUCUGGGGGCGGUCUGGAGCCCCUCCUUCGGGGUCAAAUGCGAAGACCUCGGCCGGAAUCGGUUCCUCUUCACCUUCCGCCACGAGGCCGACAAGGAGAAGGCUCUGGAUGCCGGGCCCUGGAGCUUCGCCGGUCAUCUGUUGGUGAUGGAGGAUUUUGCGCCCGGAGCCACCACCGUGGACGAGCUCAGGUUCGACACGGUGCCUGUCUGGGUCAGGGCGUACGGCGUCCCGGCCGGGUCGAUGGGCAGGGAGACCGGGGAGCUGGUUGGUGAGCAGGUUGGGAAGGUUCUCGAGGUGGAUACAGGCGCGAAUGCCGACUCGACGGGGGCGUUGUUCAUGCGGAUCAAAGUGAGAAUGGACAUCACCAUGCCGAUUAUGAGGUUUGUAACAUGCUUUAUUCAUGAUGAUGAAGACGAUAUGAUGGCGCUUGGGGACGAUGAAAAGGAGGAGGAGAAGAUUGUCGCCUUCACAUACGAGAAUAUCCCUGACUUCUGCUAUGGCUGUGGAAUUCUUGGGCAUACAGAGAAGUCAUGUCCGACUGGAUCCACAAGAACGGGGCCCGGCAGUUUGGGCCAUGGCUAAGGACAGUUGUUAUCAACAAGGGGGCCUCAGGUGAAGAGAGGACCAGACGCUCAAAGGACAAAGCAAAAUUCUGGCCAAGUAGCAGUAUAAGCAGUAAACAGGGUAGCGAUGGGCCGUCUUGGCGGAAAGAUGUACCGGGCACAGACGACGAUCAAGGGGUCCAGAACAAAGUAGAAGAUAAAGUUUAUAAGGCUGUAAAAAGUUUGAAGCAAGGUACUUUGAAGAGGAAGAAAGGAAUCCAGCAAAAUCAAUCAAAUAUUUUGACAGAAUCAAAGAAGAGGAGGGCUCAUAUAAUGAAUGUCGAUGAGGUGAUAGCAGUAGCGAACAAGGCGAAGAUGGAAACUGAUGGGGGUGAAGAAAAAGAAGAAAAUGCUAAAUCAGAAAUGCUCAACGCCGGGCUGCUGGGACAGCCUGGCGAGUCCAAAUGAGAAUCCUAGUGUGGAACUGCCGGGGAUUGGGGAAUGGCCCGGCAGUGAGAGGUCUUUUGGAUCUCCAGGAGCAGGUUGACCCCAACAUCCUCUUAUCUGAAACUGAACUCGAUAAGAGGAGGAUGGAGAAGUUCAAGUGGAUGCUAGGAAUGGGGAACAUGAUGGUUAGAGAUUGUGAAGGAAAGAGUAGAGGAGUGGCGUUGAUACAGAAGAAAGAAGUUAAGCUGGAACUUCACAACUACUCUAGGUAUCACAUUGAUGCUAAACUAGUGGAAAAAGAUCGUUUCAAAUGGCAUUUCAAGGGCAUUUAUGGAGAUCCUGUUAGUGCUAAAAGGAGGAUAACUUGUAACUUAUUGCACAUCCUCAGUCAGCAGCUUAACCUCUCAUGGUUGUGCGCUGGCGACUUUUAACAAGAUCAUGUAUAAUCAUGAGAAGAAGGUAUAUGCUCAGUCAAAUCUGCAUAAAGAGUUGUUCUGGUUGUUGCUGAGUCAAAUGGAAAGUUUUAGAGCGGCUCUAGCAGACUGUGGAUUGAGAGAUUUGGGCUAUGUGGUGGAUAAAUACACGUGGCACAAUCAUAGGUGGUGAUUAUGGUAUAACAAAAGAUGAAGAAGCAUGUGGUUUUAAUUGGCCAAAGUUGUGGUCGCUUCCCCUUCCAAACAAGAUUCUUCACUUUUUAUGGCACCUGUCUACAGACAGUUUACCCAUGCGCAUGAAGCUUCAACACGGAGGGAUGCAUGUAGGCACUCGCUGUCCUGUUUGCUUUCAUUUGGAUGAGGAUAGCGGACAUUGCUUCAUUAAGUGUUGAGCAAAUGGUGGUGGGGUAGGCAAAAGCAGCAGCAAAAGGAAAGAUGGUCCAGGCCUCCACCGGAAAUUUUGAAAAUCAAUACGGACGGCGCUUCCUGAAAGGAACAACAAUUCUGGAGCAAGUCUCGGAUGCGUUUCAUUCGGAGGUUUUGGGUAUCUUUUAUGCCAUAAGCACAGCCAUCCAAAUGGGCUGUAAUCAAGUGAUCGAUGGUGGAAACUGACUCUGCAACUGAAGGGUGCGGUAUGCACUGAAGAAUAUGAUAUGUGGACUAUGCGAGCUAUUUUCAUAGACAUUUCCAGUUGCGUGUGGGCUUCAACGAUGUAUCAAUUGUGUCAUGUCCCCGGUCUUGUAAUACACUGUUUGCCAGUUUCCAGAUUUUCUAAAUUGCAAGCUCUUCAUGAAUUCCA
Triticum dicoccoides is the source of this 2592-nucleotide messenger RNA. RefSeq lists its product as uncharacterized. The transcript is spliced from 3 exons. Gene Ontology annotation, molecular function: zinc ion binding; nucleic acid binding. The record is from RefSeq and is a predicted model, not a curated record. NCBI's taxonomy places the organism in Eukaryota, Viridiplantae, Streptophyta, Magnoliopsida, Poales, Poaceae. The coding region runs from base 167 to 952 and encodes 261 amino acids.